ACAGCGUAUACAGCUAGCUACGUACAAAUGUACCCACGUUUUCUGAUCUUAGCAAAUGAACUGAUUUUCUGUGGUGAUCGGCCUGUCGGCGAACUCAGAAUACUCUGUAGAAUAGACAGAUAAAGUAUUGUCGAACUUCCAAGUCAAAGUAUACUCGUGUAAAAAUGGCUGACGACGAGGCGAUAUUUGACCCGACCAUGAAGAAGAAAAAGAAAAAGAAGAAGAUGCCAUUUGACCUAGAGGCAGCCUUGGAGGGAGGCGGUGACACACAGGAGAGCACAGAGGCACCCGAAAAGGAGGAGGCACCCAAGAACACAGAGGCAAAUGAGGCAGACAAGAAAACAGAAGAUAUGGACUUCGACUUGGACUUCAGCCUGAAAAAGAAGAAGAAAAAGAAAAAGACCUUUGACAUGGAUGCAAUGGACGAUGCUUUGGCCGAGGUGGGAAAUGCUGUAGAUGGUGAGUCGCAAGAAGCCACAAAAGAGUCAGCCCCAGCGGAAACCAACGACUUUGACGCAGACCUAGACUUUGAUCUCACCAAGAAGAAGAAGAAAAAGAAGAAGCCGAAGCUGGAUGACUUGGGGGCAGACACGUUGGAUGACAGUAACAAGGAGAACGAAGAGAAGACGGAGCUAAAAGAUACAAGUGGUACAGCAUGGGCAGGCACCGAAAGGGACUAUUUGUAUGAUGAGCUCCUCACGAGAGUGUUUGACAUCAUAAGGGCCAAGAACCCUGAUAUGGUGACCGGCGAGAAGAAACGAUUCAUCAUGCGGCCACCCCAGGUCGUCAGGGUGGGAACCAAGAAAACCUCCUUUGUCAAUUUCACAGACAUCUGUAAAAUGCUGCAUCGGCCCACAGAGCACUUACUGGCCUUCCUCCUCGCUGAGAUGGGAGCCAGCGGCUCCAUCGAUGGCAACAACCAGUUGAUCAUCAAGGGACGAUUCCAGCAGAAGCAAGUGGAGAACAUCCUACGCAGAUACAUCAAGGAGUAUGUCACCUGCCAUACGUGUAGAUCGUCAGAUACCUUCCUCCACAAAGAAAACCGUCUCUUCUUCCUCCAGUGCGAGAGGUGCCAGUCGCGUUGCUCAGUAACCAGCAUCAAGUCUGGGUACCAGGCAGUCACAGCCAAGCGUGCCCAGAUCAGAGCCAAAGCAAAUUAAUGGGCGGGGCCACUGAUAGAGGGGAUGGGAAGGUACAUUUUUGGAGCGUCCGUUGAGGGGGGGCUUGGUAAGAAGUACAAAAUGGUCUGACAGAAGAGCAACACAUUUUGAGCUGUUGCUGUGAGCUAUUUUUAUGACCAUUUUUGGACAUUUGCUUAGGAAUAACCAUAAUUGGUCAUUUCUAGCUUCAAUCAUACCCAUUGAAUUUGGCAAUCUAUGUAUUUGUUGUCUGCACAGCUUCUUUAGCUACCACCUAUUUACAUAUCUGUGCUUUUUUUUUUCCUUUCAGUAAAUUAGUAUCUGUAUAAACCACAUGCAGUUCCUGGAACGUGAAGAGAAUUUUUCCCAAAGUUCUAUUCCUAAUAAUCUUUGCUAAUGUGCAAAGCCAUUUGUACUAAUAACAAAUGUUGGGGAGCUCAGUUUAACUGGCUGUCGAUUGUAGCAGUUUGAUAGCACUGCACUCAACACCCAAAGUGUCUGUGAAGUACAUUGUAGAGUGGUCAUACAUGUGUGAACGUCACACAAAGUUGGGUUUUCUCUUAUUUUAGGGAUGUAUAAAGUCCUCCUGCAGCCCUUAAAGCAUUUUUACAGGAUGACAAAACUGUUUAUUGUUAAACCACCAAAGGCUAGUCCCCACUCUUUACAAAUGAUAAAAGUGGGGACCAAUUGCUAAUGGUCAUCACAUUGCAAGAUUUUUGUGGUGACAAUUGGUUAAUGCAUGACAUUAGAACCGGCCUUUAUUACAGAGUGGAUUAGUUAGCAGUGUGUUAGUGAAUGAAUCAAUUAUGAGAUACAGUAA
Messenger RNA from Acanthaster planci (crown-of-thorns starfish), 1959 nucleotides. RefSeq names its product eukaryotic translation initiation factor 2 subunit beta (gene eif2s2). Gene Ontology annotation, molecular function: translation initiation factor activity; mRNA binding; translation initiation factor binding. Gene Ontology annotation, cellular component: eukaryotic translation initiation factor 2 complex. The record is from RefSeq and is a predicted model, not a curated record. NCBI's taxonomy places the organism in Eukaryota, Metazoa, Echinodermata, Asteroidea, Valvatida, Acanthasteridae. Gene Ontology annotation, biological process: translational initiation; formation of translation preinitiation complex.